Anisakis simplex (herring worm) is the source of this 2313-nucleotide messenger RNA. NCBI's taxonomy places the organism in Eukaryota, Metazoa, Nematoda, Chromadorea, Rhabditida, Anisakidae. The record is from the annotation of a GenBank genome assembly.
AUGCGGCGUUGGCACGCAUUAACUUUCGUAUUCGCAUAUUUAUUCCUGGAUGUCAGCUUUAGCAUUUUGCCUCUUGCGCUGUAUAAUUGCUCUAAGAGAGGCUUCGAUAUUUCUCUAAUUUUCAAGUAUCUUCUACUUCUUGACGGGUAUAGCUUUACGGAAACACCUAUCGACUUUGUAGUAAUCACAAACCUACGACUGUUUAUUCUCGCAGUGGCUGUUCUCGUAAAGAUUGUUCUUGAUGAUAGCCAACUGAAGAAACUCAUAUUAGUGCUCUUACCGUUCAGCUUGUUUUCGUGGGCAUUCUCAAUUAUAAAACUGUUAGCGUUCUCUGAGCAUGCAUCAGCGAUUCUGUAUUGUGCUGGUCCAUGGCUAUCGGUUUUAUGGAACAUAACUGCCACUGUUCUACUGUUGGCCGUAUGGCAGCUGGUGCUCAUGUCAAGUGCAUCAUGGCACUACGCCGCUCUCAUGGAGUAUUCUAGCGAUGGGUCUGUGACUGGUGAUGAUACUAGUGCUCAACAAACUCUUUCUGAUUCAUCACGUCAAAGCACAUUCGAUCAUGCCAUUGCAUUGCUUAAGUACUGUAAGGCUCAGUGGAAAUGGUUCACUGCCGGUUUUAUCUUCCUCAUCAUACAGUCUGUUGCACGAAUCUUUCUCCCAUAUCUUACUGGACAGGUGAUCGCAAAUAUCGUACAAACACGAGGUUAUCAGGAUUUGGUGCGAUCGGUUAUUUGGAUGGCUGUCUUAUCUGUGUUUUUCGAUGGUCUGCGGGGCGGAUGUUUCGAUUAUGCCACAGCACUUGUGAAUCGACAGAUGCGUUGUGAUUUAUUUCGAUCCCUCGUCAAGCAAGAAAUUGGCUUCUUCGAUACCACCAAAACAGGUGAAAUCACGUCUCGUCUGACAUCGGAUUGUGCAACGAUGUCAUCAACAGUUUCAACAAAUCUGAAUACAUUUCUGCGUAAUGGUUUGAUGUUGAUCGGUGCCUUGGUGAUAAUGUUCGUCCUUUCAUGGCGUCUAACGAUGGUCACGUUUAUGAUUGUACCAAUUGUUGCGUUUGCAACAAGAACUUAUGGCAUUUAUUAUGAUAAAUUGUCGGAACGGACACAUUCGAUGAUUGCGUGUGCGAAUCAAAUAGCUGAAGAAGUGAUGAGUACAAUGCGGACGGUUCGAUCGUUUGCAUGUGAAAAGAAGCAGGCGACUCGUUUCGAAAACAGUCUUGACGACGUGGUGAAGAUUAGUAAAAAACGCAGUACUGCAUUUAUUGGAUAUACGUGGACAAAUGCUGGUUGUGAUCAUGUUAUCGAAGUGGCCGUACUUCUGUACGGAGGUCAUCUGGUCAUUUCUGGGCGAAUGACAGCUGAUAAUCUUAUUGCGUUCCUCCUGUAUCAAAUGCAACUAGGAGAAAAUCUUUAUUAUCUUGGCACGGUUUUCGCUGGUCUAAUGGAGAGUGUUGGUGCGUCGCGUAAGGUAUUUGAAUAUAUGUCGCGUGAACCAGCAGUUGCGAAUACGGGAGUAUUGAAGUGUUCAGUGAGUGGUUCGGUACGAUUCGAUCGAGUCUCGUUUACGUAUCCUUCGAGACCCAACAAUAGAGUGCUUAAAGAUAUGAGCUUCACAAUUGAUCCCGGUGAAACGGUCGCACUAGUUGGACCAAGUGGCGGUGGUAAGUCAUCAAUAGUUGCAUUGAUCGAGCAUUUUUACAACGCGGAUAGCGGUGAUAUAUUCAUCGAUAACGUUUCGAUUCGUGAUUUUAAUCAUGAAUAUAUUCAUCAAAAGAUAGCGCUGGUUGCACAAGAGCCAAUUCUGUAUGAGGGUAGCGUUCGUUACAAUAUAUUGUAUGGUUGGGAAGAAAACGGUACUGAGGAGGCUAUGAUAAAAGCGGCAAAAAUGGCGAAUGUGCAUGAUUUUGUGAUGGAAACAGAGAAUGGUUAUGAUACAAAUUGUGGUGAAAAAGGCGUUCAACUGUCGGGAGGUCAGAAACAGCGAAUAGCAAUAGCGCGUGCAUUGGUACGUGAUCCAGCCGUACUCAUACUUGACGAGGCGACGUCAGCGUUGGAUUCCGAGAAUGAGCACAUCGUUCAGGAGGCAAUAGCUGCGUGUUCGAAGCAGCGAACAGUCAUUGUGAUUGCGCAUCGAUUGAGUACAGUCGAGAAGGCAGAUCGUAUCAUUGUUAUCGAUAACGGUACCAUUGUGCAGCAAGGACGACAUGUUGAUUUGAUCCAAAAGAAUGGAAUCUACAAAGCGCUCGUUCAGCGUCAGUUAUUGGUCCAAAGAAAUGUGGAAAGUGACGUUCAGCUAAUAGCUUCAACUGAUUGA